CUGGGCUGAUCUCUCACUUCCUGGUUACUGCAGCUCUGGGUUUCAUUUAUUGAUUUGGAAUGAAAACUGUUUCCCGUAACUGGGUUGCAUCGGUGCAAGUAGCGCUUAGUCUUCUUGGGCUUCCGUACUCUGCUGGUACAAGUGGAAUCUGCAGGAAGAACGCCAUUAACAGGAUUCCCAGUCUCUGUUCAUCAACAUCUGUCUACAUGUCUCCUGUCGCGCACAUUAAGGCUCGUUGUCCAGUAUAUCCUGGCUCAGACACACGCCGCUUUUCUGUCCCAGAUGACAAGGUUGACUGGGAGAUAGACUGGCCCCAGUACAACCCUGUUAACUAUACGGCCUCCACUGUGCUGAAAAAGCCUGUUUGGGCUGACCCAGAGAUUGGCGCAUUUUCCCCACAGUUCAAUUCCUUGGAUGGAUCUGUGGACAGGAGAAGCCACGAGGACCCAUAUCGUAUCCAGAAUGGAAAACCACUUAAUCCACAUGGAAGAACUGGACUCGAGGGCAGAGGAUUACUGGGAAGGUGGGGUCCAAACCACGCUGCUGAUCCAAUAGUUACCAGGUGGAAAAGGGACUCGAAAGGACAACAUGUCCACCACACUACCUCACAACUACCCUUGCUGCAAUUUGUGUCCAUCAAGAGGGUGGACUGCGGUGAAUGGGCCAUCCCAGGGGGUAUGGUGGACCCCGGGGAGCGCAUUUCUCAAACAUUGGAGCGCGAGUUCUCAGAAGAGGCAUUGAACUCUCUGCAAGCAUCUGCAAGUGAGAGGGAAAAUAUCCAAAAGCGAAUCACUAAGCUUUUCAGCUCAGAAGGUCUUCAGGUGUAUAAAGGUUAUGUAGAUGAUCCAAGAAACACAGAUAAUGCUUGGAUGGAGACAGUUGCGGUCAAUUUCCAUGAUGAAUUGGGCAAUAGUGUAAGUGAGCUUCCAUUGCAAGCAGGCGAUGAUGCUGGUCAAGUGAGUUGGAUUGAUGUUGACUCCUCCUUGGACCUUUAUGCGAAUCACUUGCAUUUCCUGGAGACAGUUGCUAAGGAAAGGAAUACCCACUGGUAACUGGUAAAAACUGGAAACUGCCUUUCUGCUGUGACAUAAAUUAAGGAAAAUCUAAUCUGACUGAAGCAUAAGAAGAACUGUAGCUUGGAGACAUAAUUCAAAUGUAAACUAGAAAAAUCAGUUCUGGUGCUGGCACAUAUUAAUAUGGAGUGUGACCCGUCUCAACACUUCCAAAACUUGCAUUCCAAUAAGCAAAAUAUCUGCACUUUCUUAAAAUCCAGUAUAAAGCAUGGCUACCGAAAAUGAAGGCUUACUGAUUAUUUAAGUUAUUCUUGUUAGACUGAACUGAACACUAUUACCUGAAUAAGAACUUGGUCAGCGUAUGCAUGUACUGUCUCUGUAAUAACCAAAAGAAUAAGCCAUCUCAUACUGUGCACUUA
This is a messenger RNA of Rhinichthys klamathensis goyatoka, 1432 nucleotides long. RefSeq names its product nudix (nucleoside diphosphate linked moiety X)-type motif 9 (gene nudt9). Bases 60 to 1052 code for a protein of 330 amino acids. Gene Ontology annotation, molecular function: ADP-ribose diphosphatase activity. Lineage: Eukaryota; Metazoa; Chordata; Actinopteri; Cypriniformes; Leuciscidae. The record is from RefSeq and is a predicted model, not a curated record. The transcript has 8 exons.